AUGGACAUUGUCAAGGCGCCGAAAGCGCUGCUCCACGAAGAUGCCAUGACCAAAAAGAUGGAGGGCGACGUCCACGUCCGGCACGGCGACUAUGAGAAGGCGAUCAUUUGCUACAACAAGGCGUGUUUUAUUAGCCCCGACGACUUUACCCUCUACGCGGCACGCGGGUCGGCGUACGCCAAGCUCUGCGACUUCAAGUCGGCCAUUGGCAACUUUAAGAAGCUCCUCUCGCUCCAAAACAACCCGCCUCAAGCCAUCAAGGAAGAGAUCGCAGCUGUCUUCAACGCCCACGGCUACUCGUUCCUCCUCGACAAGGAGUACUCGACCGCGAUUGUCUAUCUGACGGACGCGGUCGCGCUCGACGCGCUCCAGGCCAACUACUGGCUGCACCGGUGCCUGGCGUACUUGGGCCUCGCGCUCUGGACGAAGGCGCUCAAGGACAUCGACCACGCAAUUUGCAUUGAUGCCAACGAUGCCGACAUCCUCGUGCUGCGCGCCAAGCUGCAUUGGAAGCUCGGGCUCAUUGAUAAGGGCAACACCGACAUUGCACGGGCCUUUAAACUCUGCCCCAACCACCCCGAGGUGCUGGACUUCGAGCGGAAAAUGUGGCACCAGUCGCAGCAUUUACACGACAUGGCGUGCCGCCACAUUUUGGGCCGCGACUUUGCCAAGGCGCUCGACUGCCUCGACUCGUGCAUCAAAUUUAACGCCGAGGACCCGAAAGUGCUCAUCUUGCGCGCGUCUGUCUUUCGCGAACUUCGGGACUACCGCGCCGCGCUCACGGACGUCGAGCGCGCAUCCCGGUGCUUCUUUGGCAAGCAGCUUGGCGACGAGCUGGACCAACACAUGCGAGCGGAGGAGCACCCCGAGAUUAGCCGGCAGCGCAACCUCAUUCUCAACG
Messenger RNA from Saprolegnia parasitica CBS 223.65, 901 nucleotides. RefSeq lists its product as hypothetical. NCBI's taxonomy places the organism in Eukaryota, Oomycota, Saprolegniomycetes, Saprolegniales, Saprolegniaceae. The transcript has 5 exons. The record is from RefSeq and is a predicted model, not a curated record. Gene Ontology annotation, molecular function: protein binding. The annotation marks the transcript as partial.